Messenger RNA from Pocillopora meandrina, 206 nucleotides. NCBI's taxonomy places the organism in Eukaryota, Metazoa, Cnidaria, Anthozoa, Scleractinia, Pocilloporidae. The record is from the annotation of a GenBank genome assembly.
CAGGUAUGCCGUCAAAUAUUCAGCGACGGGAAGACUAAGCACCACUGUCGCGCCUGUGGAGGUGGGGCUGUGAUGCAUGUUCAACCAAUAAGAAACCUGUACCAGAACGAGGCUGGGGUGAGGAACAAGUGAGAGUGUGUGAUCGCUGUUUUGGAAAAACGUCAACUGUGAAGGCUCAGCCUCAACCCACAUGUGACUUAAAGUAA